AUGUCACUUUCUAUACACAAUGCUGCUCUCCAAAACCAAGCAUCCCUUGUGCGAUCUUUGUUGAAUGCUGAACCCCAACUCUUGAAUGCCAAGGACGCAGAUGAGAGGACCGCGCUACACUGGGCAGCCUCUUCUGGGGCGAUAGAAAUUGCUCAAGAUCUAAUAGCUAAUAAAGCAACAAUCGACCCCAAAGAUAACUCGGGGUGGACCCCGUUGAUGAUAGCAGUUAGCGCUGGCCAUGAGAAUAUUGUUCAAGAACUCCUUGGUGCUGGUGCAGAUGUAAAUGUCACCAACGACAAAGGGUUGACACCAUUACAUUACGCUGCAUCCAAAGGAAGAGUGGAUGUUGGCAAGUUGUUGAUUGCUCGUGGAGCAGAUAUCAAUUCCAAGGAUAGAGCGGGUCAACACCCUUUACAUAGAGCUGCCUCCGCAGGACACGAUGCCUUUCUGUCGUUAUUACUCAACCCACCCGAAGGGCGACCAAAGACACGGCUUAACACUGGUGAUCGCCUUGGCAACACACCGCUCCAUCUAGCAUUUGAUUCUGCGCAUGCUGCCGCGGCAGUCGUUUUGAUCGAGGCCGGCGCAGAUAGAUCCCGACUAAAUUCUGAUGGCCAAGCGCCAGAAGAGAUCGACGGCGUAGGGGGACAAGAGCAAAAACGCGCUCGGGAAUACGUCAUUCAGAGAUGUGGUCCGGCUUGA
This is a messenger RNA of Rhizoctonia solani, 702 nucleotides long. RefSeq names its product ankyrin repeats. The record is from RefSeq and is a predicted model, not a curated record. Gene Ontology annotation, biological process: positive regulation of transcription by RNA polymerase II. Gene Ontology annotation, molecular function: transcription cis-regulatory region binding; protein binding. The transcript has 10 exons. Lineage: Eukaryota; Fungi; Basidiomycota; Agaricomycetes; Cantharellales; Ceratobasidiaceae. Gene Ontology annotation, cellular component: nucleus. The coding region runs from base 1 to 702 and encodes 233 amino acids.